Apis dorsata (giant honeybee) is the source of this 792-nucleotide messenger RNA. RefSeq lists its product as uncharacterized. The record is from RefSeq and is a predicted model, not a curated record. Lineage: Eukaryota; Metazoa; Arthropoda; Insecta; Hymenoptera; Apidae.
ACUAAUACAAGUAAAAACAAAAAGCAAUUAACAGAGACAAUACUUGAAGGAAUUAAAUCUGGAAGCGCUCUGCAAAGUAGAUUUAAAUUGAUUCCUGAUACUCAUUUGAAUGGAGAAACAGUCGCCGCUAUUCAAGAUAUGAAUCUCGGUAGAGUACGAGAUGGAAAAAGUGUUGGCGCAGCUACUAUUCGUUUCGAUAGCGGACAAAAAUCAGCAUCUUAUAUUAAUAUCAAUCCAAAAGGUAAGCCUAAAGUAUCAGAUCCACAUAUUCAAGUUUCAGAAGGAGUGAUAGAAGGAGCUAAAAUUAUCAAUAAAACCUUAAAAUAUGUUGAUACGAGUUUAACAGUGGCUGCGGUAAUAAUUGAUUCCUACCAUAUUGGUUGUGCAUUUAAAGAUAAUUUGUAUAUUCGCGAUAACGCAAAAAAAAAUAAUAUUGGAUUAGAGGAAACUAUUGAAAAACUAAAAAAAACACUUAAAAUUGAAACUGAUUCAAGCAAAAGACAAGAAAUAAGAAAUGCUAUUAAACAUAUAAAAGAGAUUUUGAAAGAUGUAAAAUGUACAAGAAAAGUCCCGGUUAAAACAGUUUCAAUUACCGGAGAUUGGCUUGUCAGUGUAAUAUGUGGCUUUGGUGGAAUAUGGAUUGGUACAGAGAGCACUAUGAUUGGAAUUAUAUGUGGUGGCCCAGUUGGUGCAGCGAUUAGUGCUCCAAUUGGUGCAAUUAUUGAUGGAAUCGGAGGUAGAAUUAUAGGUGGUUUUAUGGGAAAUGAAGGUAGUGAAAUCAGCGAAAAAUAA